AUGCCAACGCUCGAUCACAAACUAAUCGUAGACCGACUUCCAUGUCUGAGUCACUCGCUUACAGGUAGAUUGAAGGCUUGGUGAGAGAGAUAAGUUGCAACUAAUUGCUUUCGAAAGAAAGAGAAGAGAUGAAUCCGGCCAACGUGAGAAUGUGCGUGGUACUGGGCGCGAUCAUGCUGGCGAUCGGUCUUACGAACGGAGACAAGAUCGAUUCACCUAUCCCGUGCAGAAACACGUCAGAUUGUAGGAGCAUGCCACUUCCAGGGGAUGCUUUUUGCAAAAAUGGAUAUUGCAUGUGUCCGAAAAUAGACAAUGAUAUUCAAGCUUGCUCUAGCAUUAAUGCAUCUAUGCACGAGAAUAAAACUUCAGGUUCGCUACUUUAUCGAAGAUGCAAGCACGAACAAGACUGCCUUUUCGAGGGUGGAAUUUGCAAUUAUACUAUUAGUCAGUGCACUUGUUUAAAAAAUUAUCUACCGUCGAGCAACUUAAAAAGUUGCGUCCAAAAGAUCGAAUCGUUGGAGGUUGCUUGCACAGAUAAAAAUCAAUGUUUAACACUUUUGGCGAAUACUACUUGCGAUAACAGAAAAUGCGUUUGUGUGCCUGGUUAUUAUUUCGCAGACAAAGCAUGUUGGAAAAUGGCCGGAUACGCUGAAGCGUGCACGAAAAAUCAAGAGUGCUCGCACAUCGAAGGUAGUAUCUGUACUGACAAUAUGAUAUGCGGAUGUGCAGCUGAUACAGUAUUGAACACCAACGGCACAAAAUGUCUGACGGCCGCCAAAAUGCUCCAGGAUGAAUGUAUAGAGUCGGUACAGUGUACGUUUGAGUUCUCGACUUGCGUCGAUAAGAAGUGUCAGUGCAAGGAAGAUUUUCAUUACGAACGCGAGAUGACGAGGUGUUUCCUCAACAAAGCAAUCGGUGACAAGUGCGCGAACAAUUACGAAUGUUACCAGAUCGAAGAUUACAAGAACGAUCCACCGAUCAAGUCUAUGACGUGCGAUUCAAACGAUUCAAACACAUGCAUGUGCGCCGAUAAUUACGUCUUGAGUACUGAAGGCAAAUGCGUAAGCGAAAACGCCGGCUCGUCCUUAUCAAGGACGAUCAUGGUGUCCUUGUCGAUACUUGUUUGUGCAACAGUACUGACUUAUAUACUUUCGUGAAGCGCGACGUACGAGUUCUUCGAAGACAUUGUUGUACAAUGUAUAAAUUUUGAGUUUAUAGGGAGUUGGAUUUCUGAUAAUCACAAGUAUAACAUCGUGUAAGCACCAGAAAAAUUUAAUCUCAAGAAGAAAGAAACGCAAA
Cyphomyrmex costatus is the source of this 1299-nucleotide messenger RNA. RefSeq names its product signal peptide, CUB and EGF-like domain-containing protein 3. The transcript has 7 exons. The coding region runs from base 129 to 1157 and encodes 342 amino acids. The record is from RefSeq and is a predicted model, not a curated record. NCBI's taxonomy places the organism in Eukaryota, Metazoa, Arthropoda, Insecta, Hymenoptera, Formicidae.